UUCCGGUCUUCUAUCGCGCGUGUUUGGAAAGAUGGCGGCUCGCAGAGAAACCUCGUCACCCGGGACCAGCUUGGAGUCUUCUGUUAAACAAGUCCAGAUUGAAGGGCUGGUAGUGCUGAAGAUUAUUAAACACUACCAGGAGGAAGGCCAGGGCAGCGAGGUGGUGCAGGGAGUUCUCCUGGGCCUGGUGGUAGACGACCGGCUGGAGAUCACCAACUGCUUCCCGUUUCCUCAGCACACCGAGGACGAUGCUGAUUUUGAUGAAGUUCAGUAUCAGAUGGAGAUGAUGAGAAGUCUUCGUCACGUCAACAUCGACCAUCUGCACGUGGGUUGGUACCAGUCCACCGUCUUCGGCUCGUUCAUGAGCCGAGCCCUGUUGGACUCUCAGUUCAGCUACCAGCACGCCAUCGAGGAGUCUGUGGUGCUAAUCUACGAUCCUGUUAAGACAGCUCAGGGCUCGCUGUCCCUUAAGGCCUAUAGGCUGACCCCUAAACUGAUGGAGAUUUGCAAAGAAAAAGACUUUUCCUCUGAAAGUUUGAAGAAGGCCAAUAUGGGCUAUGAGAGCAUGUUCGAGGAAGUUCCUAUUGUCAUCAAGAACUCUCACCUCAUCAAUGUGCUGCUGUGGGAGCUGGAGGAGAAGUCAACUGUGGUGGAGAAGCAUGAGCUGCUCAGCCUUUCCAGCAGCUCUCAUCUCGAGAAAAGCCUGCAGAUGCUGAUGGACAGAGUGGACGACAUGUGCCAAGACAUCAGCAAGUACAACAACUACAGCCGGAGCCUGAGCAAACAGCAGCAGCAGAAACAUCAGUACGUCCAGAGGCGUCAACAGGAGAACGCUCAGAGGCAGAGUCGAGGUGAGCCUCCUCUUCCUGAAGAAGACAUCAGCAAGCUGUUCAAGCCUCCUCAGCCUCCUGCACGCAUGGAUUCCCUGCUUAUAGCUGGGCAAAUCAACACCUACUGCCAGACGGUGAAGGAGUUUACUUCUCAGAACCUGGGUAAGCUUUUCAUGGCCGAGGCUCUCCAGGGUCAGGGCAGCUAGAGGACAGCACACGCGAUGGUCCUCCCGAGGCGAAUCCUGUAAUUGGUUUAAAGUAAAUCUUUGGAAGGUUGGAAGAAGAAGAGAGAAUUUUUUACAAGGAUCUUUUUGCAUAAUGUACCCAGUAUGAAACUGUUGCAUGAAUAUUUGUAAUUGUUCAUUUAUGGAAAUAGAUACCAACAUUUAUGCAUAAGUAUGCAUUUUUUUUUUUAUUUAUAUAAAAUGUUUUAGUCACAUUAUGUAACUUGGACCAGAGAAGAGAAAAGCAGGAUAAACUCUCUUUAGGAUUUGUAACAGGAGAUUUGCCUAAAUUUGAUGAUUAAAUGGAUUGUGCCCAACCUUCAA
This is a messenger RNA of Clarias gariepinus (North African catfish), 1378 nucleotides long. RefSeq names its product eukaryotic translation initiation factor 3, subunit H, b (gene eif3hb). The transcript is spliced from 8 exons. Lineage: Eukaryota; Metazoa; Chordata; Actinopteri; Siluriformes; Clariidae. The coding region runs from base 32 to 1036 and encodes 334 amino acids. The record is from RefSeq and is a predicted model, not a curated record. Gene Ontology annotation, cellular component: cytoplasm; eukaryotic 43S preinitiation complex; eukaryotic translation initiation factor 3 complex. Gene Ontology annotation, molecular function: translation initiation factor activity; protein binding; metallopeptidase activity.